Pelobates cultripes (western spadefoot toad) is the source of this 864-nucleotide messenger RNA. NCBI's taxonomy places the organism in Eukaryota, Metazoa, Chordata, Amphibia, Anura, Pelobatidae. The record is from the annotation of a GenBank genome assembly.
AUGGAAUACAACAUCGUCAAACAGUCCAACGUAGCCCACUGUGUUGUCAAACAGUCCAACAUGGCCCAAUGCAUCCUCAAACAGUCCAACAUGGCCCACUGCACCAUCAAACAGUCCAACAUAGCCUACUGCAUUGUCAAACAGUGCAACAUGGCCCACUGCAUCAUCAAACAGUGCAACAUGGCCCACUGCAUCAUCAAACAGUCCAACAUGGCCCACUGCACCAUCAAACAGUGCAACAUGGCCCAUUGCAUCAUAAAACAGUCCAACAUGGCCAACUGCAUCAUCAAACAGUGCAAUAUGGCCCACUGCAUCAUUAAACAGACCAACAUGGCCAACUGCAUCAUCAAACAGUCCAACAUGGCCCACUGCAUUAUCAAACAGUCCAUCAUGGCCCACUGCAUCCUCAAACAGUCCAACAUGGCCCACUGCACCAUCGAGCAGUCCAACAUAGCCCACUGCACCAUCGAACAGUGCAACAUGGCCCACUGCAACAUCAAACAGUGCAAUAUGGCUCAAUGCAUCAUCAAACAGACCGACAUGGCCCACUGCAUCAUCAAACAGACCAACAUGGCCAACUGCAUCAGCAAACAGUGCAAUAUGACCCACUGCAUCAUCAAACAGACCAACAUGGCCCACUGCACCAUCAAACAGUGCAAUAUGGCCAACUGCAUCAUCAAACAGUCCAACAUGGCCAACUGCAUCAUCAAACAGUGCAAUAUGGCCCACUGCAUCAUUAAACAGACCAACAUGGCCCACUGCAUCAUUAAACAGACCAACAUGGCCAACUGCAUCAUCAAACAAUGCAACAUGGCCCACUGCAUUGUCAAACAGUACAACAUCGCCCACUGCAUCGUCAAAUAA